Cordyceps fumosorosea ARSEF 2679 is the source of this 1014-nucleotide messenger RNA. RefSeq lists its product as hypothetical. Bases 1 to 1014 code for a protein of 337 amino acids. The record is from RefSeq and is a predicted model, not a curated record. The transcript has 3 exons. NCBI's taxonomy places the organism in Eukaryota, Fungi, Ascomycota, Sordariomycetes, Hypocreales, Cordycipitaceae.
AUGGCGCAGGCGCCGCCUGCUUACAUCAACAUCCCCCAGCCGGGAUCUAAUCCAGACACCCCGUCCGAAAUACCUGGCACCCCGACCAGCACCACGACCUCGCUCUCCGCGCUGUCGACAACCGCCAUCAAGGACGGCCACCGCGGUCACAUGCCCAGCGGUCCCCUCGGCCGCGGCCACCAGCACACGCCCUCCACCACGAGCCUCGAAGCCGAACGAGCCGAUCGCAUCUCCCGCCUCGCCGGCCUCGAGCGCGUGUCCACGCUGCGCGCGCCUCCCCAGUCGCCCCAUCCGAUCGCGACCGGCGCCACGACCGGCGUCGCGGGCGGCGCAUCCUCGCUCUCGCCCCAGACGACGCCCACCUCGACCACGGGUUUCCCCGCCAAUUUUCCGGCGUCGCACAACCUCACCCCGUCCUACUUUGACGUUAACGGCCAGCCCGUCGCCGUCACCAAGAUGAGCACCGUCGGCACGGCAUCGGCGACGGAAAGUAGCCACCACGACGGGGCCGGCGGCUCGCGGCAGACGGCCGGGGACGGCGACGAGGACAUGUUCAGCAUGGACACCAACUACCGCGAGACGGCCGAGUCGGUGGCUAGCAUGGCGGCGGAGCCCGACGCCAUGGACGAGGACAUGGACGAGGGCGUGGCCACGCGCUCCGUCGGCGGCUACGAGGACCGCAUGAGCGAUGACGGGUCCGCAUCGCUGGCCCGCGCCCGGCUCCGCGUCGCAGAGCCAGCAGCAGGCGCCGCCGUGGAGCGCGACGCCCUCCGCCGCGAGCGCGACCUCGCCGCCACUCCCGAGAUGCCGGCUAGCGCCGCGGCGCUGCAGGAGCGCCGCGAGGCCCGCAUGAUUGACGGCGUCGCCGCCGACGCGGGCUACCCCGGCCCGGAGUACGAGCCCUACGUGGACACCACGUUUCGCGGGCCCCUGCCGGCCAACGCGUUCCGACACCAACAGCAGCAGCUGCUGCCUGGAGAUAUGCCGGGACAGUUUCCGUCUGAACGUGACUGA